Molecule: messenger RNA, 2293 nt
Organism: Hipposideros armiger (great roundleaf bat)
Lineage: Eukaryota; Metazoa; Chordata; Mammalia; Chiroptera; Hipposideridae
Product: solute carrier family 22 member 2
Exons: 11
Coding region: 348-2012 (554 amino acids)
Biological process (GO): transmembrane transport
Cellular component (GO): membrane
Molecular function (GO): transmembrane transporter activity
Source: RefSeq, a predicted model, not a curated record
UUUCUCACCGUGUGAGACAGAGGCAGGAUUGUUUGUGGUACUGGUAUGAGGUAGCGACACACUCUCAGAGAGUGAUGUUACAAUAAACACAGCACCUCGCCUUCCUACUUGCCAAGGGCGCUUCAAGAGAGCUGCAGGACGCACACCCACCGGAGCAGUGUGCAGCUGGAGAGGAGCCUGACCACGAAGAGGUCUGGACCGAAGGCUGUUCUCUUUCUAAAGUGAACUCACACUCACCCUUUGACUUUUGGUCAAGAGUUGUGCUGAGCUGGCUGCAGCCUCUCUUUCCAGUUACAUUUGUCCCAGCCGAGGGAAAAGCGUUAAGACGUCUCCUGCCUCCGCUAAUAAUGCCGACGGUGGAUGACAUUCUCGAGCACAUAGGGGAAUUUUGCUUUUUCCAGAAACAGACGUUUUUCCUCUUAUCUCUGCUCUCAGCCGCCUUCGCCCCCAUCUACGUGGGCAUCGUCUUCCUGGCCUUCACCCCGGACCACCGCUGCCUGAGCCCCGGCGUGGCCGAGCUGAGCCGGCGGUGCGGAUGGAGCCUGGACGAGGAGCUGAACUUCACGGCGCCGGGCCCGGGGCCGGCGGGCGAGGCCUUUCCCCGCCAGUGCCGCAGCUACCAGGUGGACUGGAACCAGAGCGCCCUGGGCUGCGUGGACCCGCUGGCCAGCCUGGCCUCCAACAGGAGCCACCUGCCGCUGGGCCCCUGUCAGCACGGCUGGGUGUACGACACGCCGGGUUCCUCCAUCGUCACCGAGUUUAACCUAGUGUGUGCCAACUCCUGGAUGCUGGACCUGUUUCAAUCGGCGGUGAAUAUAGGAUUUUUUAUCGGGUCCAUCAGUAUCGGCUACAUAGCAGACAGGUUUGGCCGUAAACUCUGCCUCUUGGUUACAAUCCUCAUCAACGCUACAUCUGGAGUGCUCGUGGCCAUCUCCCCAACCUAUACGUGGGUGGUAAUGUUUCGUCUGAUCCAGGGACUGGUCAGCAAGGCAAACUGGUUAAUCAGCUACAUCCUGAUUACAGAGUUUGUCGGACUGAGCUACCGGAGAACAGUGGGGAUUUUUUACCAAGUCACCUUUACCGUUGGGCUCCUGCUACUUGCUGGGAUAGCAUAUGCCCUUCCUCACUGGAGGUGGCUGCAGCUCACAGUUACUCUGCCCAACUUUUGCUUCUUGCUUUAUUAUUGGUGCAUACCUGAGUCUCCGAGGUGGCUGAUCUCCCAGAACAAAAAUGCUAAAGCCAUGACAGUCCUUAAGCACAUUGCAAAGAAAAAUGGAAAACCUCUGCCUGCCUCUCUUCAGAGCCUCAGACCUGAUGAGGAAACCGGGGAGAAGAUGAAUCCUUCAUUUCUUGACUUGGUCAGAACCCCUCAGAUAAGGAAACACACUUUGAUCUUGAUGUACAACUGGUUCACGAGCUCUGUUCUCUACCAGGGCCUCAUCAUGCACCUGGGCCUGGCAGGGAGCAAUAUCUACCUGGAUUUCUUGUACUCCGCCCUGGUGGAAUUCCCAGCAGCCUUCAUCAUCAUCGUCACCAUUGACCGAAUCGGUCGCCGUUAUCCGUGGGCUGCAUCAAAUGUGGUAGCAGGCGCAGCCUGUCUAGCCUCGGUUUUUAUCCCUGAUGAUCUACAAUGGCUAAGAGUUACAGUCGCAUGCUUGGGCAGAAUGGGGAUUACGAUGGCCUACGAAAUGGUUUGCUUUGUCAAUGCGGAACUAUACCCCACAUUCAUCAGGAAUCUCGGUGUCCUUGUCUGCUCCUCAAUGUGUGACAUCGGUGGCAUCAUCACGCCGUUCCUGGUCUACCGGCUCACCGACGUCUGGCAAGAGCUCCCACUGGUGGUUUUUGCUGUGGUUGGCUUGAUUGCUGGAGGACUGGUGUUGCUGCUACCCGAGACCAAAGGGAAGACUUUGCCCGAAACGAUUGAUGAGGUUGAGAACAUGCAGAAACCAAGAAAAAACAAAGAAAACAUGAUUUAUCUCCAAGUCAAGAAACAAGACAUUCCACUAAACUAACAGAGACCUGCUAUGGUUUUGCUCUGAAAAUACAAGGCCAGAAUCAGAGAUUUCUACUCUCAUCACAAAUCCCAUACAAUCCAACCUUACUUCUUUUUGAACCCUAUUAACCUAGAUCAAUGACCAAAUGGAAUUUGUUGUACUACUUAUAAAAAUCUACCUGUGGGCAUGAUCCUGCAAACCCCUCCAGCUCACUCUAUUCCCUGAUUUCCUUGGACAAUGGCUAUUGGUUUUCUGGGAUUUUUUUUUCUUCUGUCUUUGUAUUUCUUUUUUUUUUUUUU